AAGCCACGCAUGCGUAUGAUCAAUGGCGGGGUGGCAGGAACUUGUCAGAUGAAUUUGUAAACACAACAAAAAACCAGGACAGCACAGAUCAAAAUGGAUGAACUAGACAGACAACAAGAUGAAGAAAGAAGAACAUCGAAAAUGAAAACUUCUACCAGAGCCCUAACACAGAAUGAUAAUAAAGUGAUAGGUCUAAAUACCAACAGGAAAAGAGAGCUGGUGAAGGAAAAUGAGAAAUAUGAUACAUUAAAAAUGAGAACAUACAAUAGUACAUGGACUCCUGUAGUUCACAAACCAUCAAAUCAACAGAUAUUCAAUGAAAGGAGAGAUCUUGUUUCUCAUUGGUUUGACCUGUGGACAGACACCCAGAGAAAAAGAUUUUUUGACAUGGUGUUUCAGCAAUGUAGAAGGUCACAGUACAGGUUUAUUCAAGACUGGUUCCAAGAGAAAGUCCCCCUACAACAUCUAGACUUCACUACCGUACUUCCAGCAUUCCUGUCUUUGUAUAUAUUUUCUUACCUAGAGCCUAAGAGUUUGUGUAGAGCAGCACAGGCUUGUUGGCAUUGGAAAUUCCUUACUGAACAGGAUGUGAUAUGGCAGCCAAAAUGUAUGAAGCUUGGUUGGUUUCUCAGGUAUAAGCCACCAGAUUGGGAAUUUGGGGCAUGGAAAAGACAUUUUGGUGGAUGUGUAAAGACAUUUGAUUAUUCUACAGGCUCUGACAAGGACAUUGAUGCAAGAUAUGGAUUAAGAACUGUAGAGAUGAACUUUGACAAACAGUUCACAAAGGUCAAAAGAAGCAAAUCAGGAAGGCUAUCUCCAAACUCUAGUCGACGAAACAUGGAUGUAAGACCUCCAUGGCAAGGAACUUCAAUGAAACCACAUGACCUUGAAAAGUCAUUCUAUGCUUUUCUUAAUGGAGUAAAUGCAAAUGAUCCAAAACUGCCUAAAUCUGCAUUGGUGCUACACAACAAAUGGGGGAUCCCAAGGAAACGACAUGAAGAUGCUGUGACUCAGUCUCUAAAUUUUGAACCAGGCCUGCAGUCAGUGACCAGAAGAGAUGGACACAGGGCUUUGACAGCUGGUGAUGAACUUGAUCUAAAACAUACAUCACAGAGACGAGGAUUAUCUGAAGUUAUGGACUUGGAAAAUAUGCAAGAGAAACGAAAGAAAGAACUAGUUUUUACAGGCUGGAAACCUCCAGAGAAAGUUUAUACCAAACAAGACAGGACAGGUGGAGUCUUGGAUACAAUGAAUGCCAUGACAUUAUACAAAGGACUUAUGGUCACACAACAUACAAUGGGUGUGGCUGGGGAUUUAGCAGUAACUGAUGCCCCUAGAGUGGUUUUUAUAUCAUCCAGAGUUCCUGCUGCCGAUUUAAUAGUGGAUGCUGUCCUGUUUGGAGUGAUACCUAUAGUAUAUGAGUAUGAGGGAACUACAGCACAGACUUUGAUGUUCAAACUACAGAAAGAAUUAGAUGGAAGAAGAGCAAAGAGUAUAGGAAUAUUUACUCAUUAUGAACAACCAGGAGAUAUAAGAUUAGUGGAGAAUUGUACUGUCAGUGCUGAGACCUUUGACCUUGCCAUUGUAAGAGAGUUCUUUGAAGAUGUUGCCAGUCACAUUGUUGAUGAAAGUGAUGGAGGACAGUUCCAUAUAUUCAGUCCAAUGGCUGCUUCUGAACCAGGUUUAGAUCUGCUGAUUCAGCUGACGAGAUUGACUGGUGUAUUUUUCUCCAGUCCUACUGGUAUAAUUGGACAGUAUAAUCAUAUUGACACAGAGUGGCUUUUGCCAUAUGCAGAUGGUUCUCCAACAACAGCAUAUUUCUGUCAAAGUAAACUUGACGUGUGGGCGAACACUGCUGGACAAGCCAAGGAAGCUCUGAGGACCUGUAAAGAACUACUGACACCAUUCUUUGAUAGGACACACAAGGACAUAGUGUCACAGCUUACUGGUCAGAUAGUAUUUGAUGUAAUGGGGCAGACCAGAAUCCAUGGUAACAAAGAGAUUACCAAGACAUUAUCAGAAGGUCUUCUAGAGUUAGGAGAAAAUGAUUCUGUGAACCCAUUAGAAUUUUUAGGAAAGUUUCUGCUAAAUAAAGCUGGAGUGGAAGACUUGACAUUCACUUCAACACAACAAAGGGUGUCACAUGAUGAUUAUGAUGAAUCAGAAGAGGAGGAUGAAGAAGAUAGAGGCCCCACCCCUGAUGAGGAGGUGGAGAAAAUUAAUGGUCAUGCUGAGAAGGAACACAAAGAUGAUGAAGAUUACAGAGAUACUGUUGAGGAAGGGGAGACCAUGAAACCACGUAGGAAUGAAUACAAAGAUGACAAGGAUUUCAGAGAUUCUAUUGUGGAGGGAGAGACCAUGAGACCACCCGAUUCUCCAGUAUCUGAAAAGGCACAAACAGAAAGAAGUGAGAAAGAUGUUCAAAGAAGACAGAGGAGAGAAAAGAAAAAGAAGAUGAUAAGACAAACAGAAAAUCUGAGAGUUACAUUUGGUAGCAUGACAAUUGCACCUGGCAGAUAUCAACGACUGACAUCAGAGAAGUACAGUGAACAACCAGAAAAGAGAACACCUAUAGCUUUGGAGAUAACCUCCAGUGAAGUAGAGUACUACAGAAUAUUGAAGGGUAUUAAACAUAUCUAUGUCAGACCUCUCAAAACUUCACUCAACUCUAACAGAGCUAUUGCCAGUUACCAGAAUGUACAGAUAAUUUUCACAGACUUAAUGAUGAUUUGUGAUAUUAGCAAAGAACUAGUGGAAAAUUUGAAGAACCGUACAGGUGAUUGGGAUCCAAUGAAUUCCUGUCUAGGAGACAUCUUUGUCAAAUUUUGUACUCAUUUAAAACUAUAUACAAACUUUGUCAACAACUACGAUGUGAUUUUACAGUGCAUAGAGAGAACCAAAGAAACCAUGCCAUCAUUUAGAGCUUUCCUUAAACAUAAUGAACGUAUCCCUGAACUCAAAAUGAUGACACUUCAAGAAUUGCUGCUGUUACCAGGGAGACGUAUACAGGAGUAUGUGACUUUGUUAAGCUGGUUUGAAUGUCAUACACCUAAGGGUCACCAGGAUAGGGCUGAUCUUGCCAAUUCUAUACAGUAUCUCAAAACUCUCAACAAACAUAUACAAGAGAGUAAAACUAGAUUAGAAAGAGAUAGGAGAAUGAUACAGUUACAGAGAUCUAUACUCAAUACACCAAGUUUACUGGAGUCAAAUCGUUAUUUGUUGAAACAGUUAGAUGCAGCACACUAUAAGCCUCCUGUUAAGUCGCCAGUUCCAGAACUUAAAGCCUUCCAACACCAGGAGAUGUUGGGUCUGUUCCUGUUCAAUGAUGCCUUGGUCAUCACACGAAGAACCGAUCGCCAUUACCCAUUCAGCCGAGCAAUUGAACAUACAUACAGAUUUGAAGUCAGUCUGUCCCUCAAUAGGAUAAAAAUAUCUGAGAUACCAGACAGUAAAUACAUACAGAAUGGUUUUCUAUUGGAAACUGCCAAGAGAGAAUGGUACUGUUCAGCAGAAACAGAUGAGGAGAGAUACAAUUGGAUACAGUUGGUACAGCAAACAAUCCGAACAGCUAUUUAAUAGGAUCGCAGUAACUAAGCACAGAAUAUAUCAAUAGGAGAAAAUCAUUUAGAUAGGUUGUGUAUUGGAACUUGAUUAAAUUUGAAUUUGUUAAUUAAUAAUGGCAUUGUUAGUAUAUGAUAUAGUAAUUGAUUUUAUCUAAUGGUUAAUUGGAUGGUGUAAUUUUGAAUCUAAAGAGUUGGAUGAGCACACUGCCAGAAAUUCUGAAUGGCGAUUUUAAGUAGAAUAUGAGAAAAACAAUGUGACAUAUCUAUAUUAAACUGUAAAUGUAUCUCCAACCACAUAUGAAAAUGUUAUUACAUGUUAGGGGAAUUUUAAGUUACCAAAACUUCCAAGAAAUAAUGUAGAUAGAAAUUUUAAAAGACUUUCAAGAGUUAAAAUCAAUUAGUUAAUUAAAUUCAUACAUAAAACAAACUAAUGAAUUAUGAGGUUAUGUAAAUUACAAUUUAUUUUUGGUGAUAGUUAAAUUGUUUUGUGCUAAAAUUGCCAUAAAGCUUGUUAUUAGCUCCUAAGUCAAUUUCAGCAUUUGAUAGAGAACUUCCAAUAAAAAUAGAUGAAUUGUCCACCAACGCAUGGUUUCUUAAGAAACUGUUAUUGAAUAAUGGAAGGGAAUUGUUUUGAUAGAAAGGCAUAUAGAUUUUAUAAUCAAAUUUUUAGCAUACAGUAGAUAUAUAGCUUGUAUUAAUUGAUAAAUAGUAAGCAAGAGUUUGACUAUAUUUCUAUACAAUUUUUAGAUAAUUAGAUUUUGAUAUGAUAUUUAUCAAAGCUUUUUGUGAUAAAUAAAUGCGGAAAAUUAUUUGUUACGUCAAUAGGGGUCAAGGUUGUGAUUGUAUUUGAGGCCUCUGUUUAAUUUUGUAGAUAAGCUGUUGAAGUAGAAACUAGAUAUACUACCCAGUUUUUAUUAUUCCAUUUUAAUUAUUCAGAGGGUAUGAAUAAAAGGAGAUAUAUAUGAUAUGUCAAACAUUGGAACACAAUUAAAAUUUUAAAGUUUUAAUGGUACCACUAGUACAUAUUAUUGUAAUUGGUUUUUAAAUGAUUAAUUGAAAGAUGAAAUUUGAUUUUAAAGGACUCAUAUAACUUGGUGUUAUAACAACCUCAUUAUUUAAACAUUCUCUUCAAUUUUUUUCGGAAAGGGCUUUAAGAGAAGAACCAAAGAGAUUGACGUCAUUAAUUGAAUUAAUUGCGUAGCAAGGUUUUGAAUUUAACUCCCCUUGAAUUUAAUGUGUUUGAAUUGCAUUGAAUAUGUUUUUGAACCUCCUUUUUCCUCAUACAAGUCUCUUCAAUACAAUAUGCUUUAUUUGAAUGCCCGGCUGCGAAUUUGAAUGAUGUAAAAAUUAAGUGGUACAUGUAUUGUUGAUUUGUGUCAUGUCAUUUCAUAAGAUAUGGCGGCAAAUUAAAAAAGAAAAGAAGAAAAGACCUUAUCUUGAUUUCAUUAAAAACCUUUUAGUUUGAAAUGUAAAUUAUGAAAUCAUAGAUUCUAGUGAUAUACUUUUAAAAGACAUUUUUGUAAGUGAUGAGUAUAUGUAACCUUCUAAGCUAUGAGUCUAAGAAUGCUUAUCAGGUUUUAAAAAUUAAUUGAACAAAGACUCUUGUGAUAGGUUAAAGAGCUUAAAGCAUAAUGAAAAUAUGUUGUGUAAGUAUUUAAUGAUUCUAUUUUUUUUUUGUUAAGAGUUAUUUGUUGGUACAUAUAUAUACAGUAAUUUCUGUGAUAAUCAUAUAAGAAAAUCAUGUUUUGGGUAUUUUAUUCAAUUUUGUAGUUUAAAUCAGUAAUUUAUUUGUUAAGUUUUACUUUUUCUCUUCUGAGUGCUUUCAUCCUGUUUUCUGUCAUAAUAUGAUUGUUUCUUAAUGAAAAUGCUAGCAUAAUCAUUUUGUAAUGUUCUGUUUACAUGCUAGCAUAAUUUGGAUGUGCUUGAAUGAUCCAUGCAAUCAUUGUGUAUUGUAUCAUAUUUUGUUGGAUAUAUUUUUUCUUUGUUUAUUUUGUAUCUUUUAUCUUUGUUAAACUAAACUUUAUUUUUUGGUCAAAUUAUCAUACGCAUUUUUAGAUAACAGAAUGAAUCAUUUUUAACUUCAAAACUGAUAUUCACAGUACUUAGGCCCUGUAACAAAACAAAUUGUGUUGAGGGUUUUGUUAAUUUUGAUAAAUAGAGCAGGUAUGUAGAAUAUUUUUGUUAUUUUUAAGGUACAUGCAAUGGUGCUUCCAGUUUAAAAAUAGAAGUAUCAAAUUUGUUUCAGAAUGUACAUUUUUUACAAGUUUUUUUCCAUUAAAUCACAAUUUCACAUUACCACAUACAUGAUAUGUACAUGGAAAAAAUGUCUGUGUAGCAUUUUAUUUUUAAUUCUGUUUUAAAGAUCAACUGUUUUGCAUGUAAGCCCGUGGAGCUGUCAAUUACAAGACUGCAACCUUUAGUAAUUGUUCUGAAUAUGAAGAAACAUUUGCCACUUGACAUUGAGCAACAAAUAAUCAAUCAAUCUAAUCAUAUCAAUAUUUUUCUCUGUGACAUUCUUUGAUUCAUUUUUUUUUGUGUGUUUUGGCAGGUAAAAUAGAACGUCAAUUUUAUAGGGAAAAAAGCAAGGUUUUUCUAUUAAGAUGUGUUUCUACAAAAACUGCUUCUUUUUACUUUUAUGUGAAAUUGUGCCAUAAAAAAAGAAGACUGAUUAAAUUUUAUCCCCUUAUCAAUUAAGGAAAAGACAUUACCAGAAAAAUAAUGUCCACAAUUUCUACAAAAUCUAGAUGUUAAUAGAUUGAUUCCUGAUUUGCUUUUAAUCAUAAAAUGUUUCAGCUCUCAUUACAAUCGGCCAUGGAUAAUCAAUGCUCUUAUUGUUUAUUUACUGUAUUUGGAAGUAAAUGUUACAUUAAUUAAAUUGUACUUGGCAAUCAGUGGCUAAAGAUUCUGGCCUACAUGGGCUUUAUUUGGUACUAUAUGGUUUAUUGAUUUGCUAGUUUCUGAUCCCUUGUCAAAUCUGAUUAAGCUAGAUCUUGCAUGUAAUUGAAAAUUCAGAAUUUUAUAUGAAAACAUUGGAAGGCAGACAUUUUUAUUUGGCAGGAGUGAAUUAGAGUGACUUUGUUAUGUUGGUGUUUAGUAUCUAGUUAGAUUAGCCUGUAUAACUGUAUAAUGUUAGUCAUACACAUUAUUAUUUAUUUUUAGUUUGUUUCAAUAUUUGUUUUAUAUUUUUUAUUAGGCUUCAUGAAUGUUUAAUUAUGGUCUUAGAUUACAUUUCAUUCUGUUCUGUUACUCUGUUGAUAUUUUGAGCUAAAAGCAUAAGUUUCAUCCAUAGGCACUUGUUUCAUACAAUGGUAUAGCCCUCCUUCUUUCCGUUAAUGGGGGUCCCCAUUUUAGAGGCUUGAAAAUUGACUUCUUUGAGCCAAGGAUGGUGUUUUAGGCUAUUACGGUUUUUCUUCUACAAGUCAGCUCAUGUGAUUUUUUUGUAAUACAUGUAGUAAAAUGAAAAUAGUUAAAUUGUAAUAAAAUUAACUUGCACCUCUAUCCCUGAAAUGUUGUUAACCCAGUUAUUGUUAUUUUGUAUAAUGUUAUUUUUCAAUACUGGACAAUUUAGUGUUAAAAGUUUUUAGGAAGAGGUCUGCUGAGUCUUUGCCUUAGGUUUAGUUUUCGUAAAUUCACAGGUUGGAUUCAGUCUGUCCUUUAUCUAUUUAUCUGCUUGUUGUUUGUUUGUGCCAUCAAGUCGUACACAUUGAUUCCGGUGUUAUAAAUCAUUACUUGUUAAAUUAUUUAUCUGAAUGUUAUUUUGGUACUGGUUUGUUAGAUCCUAUCUGUUAAAUUAGUUUGAAUAAUAAGAAAAGUUUGGAUACAUUUCUUUGCGCUAUCUUGUGUAAUUUAAUUUCUUUCUCACUCUGAAUCGAUAUUUCUGUCAGAAACGGAAUGUCAAAACAGUGCUGCAAGUAAUAAAUUAUACAAGUGCAUUUUGCUUUAUAUUUAAUUUUCUUAUAUAGGAUCUCUUUUAUCCUCAUCAAAUUCCAUUUUUUAAUGGCUUGUAAAAAAGUUGUUUUAUUGUGCUACUCAAGACUGCCUUAUGAUUUCAACCAGGGAUUUUUUUUUUUAAGUUUGAACAUAUUUUUUCAAAACUAUAAGAACCAUUAGAUUUUCUUUUAAAAAAAAACAGAAUUUAUCUUUGUUACUUUAUGGAUGAAUUUUCAUGCAGACACCUUUACCGGUCAGUGGAGUAUCUUUAGUGUAUCUGUCCAUGGUAGGAUAUUGAAGGUAUUUCAACUAUUUUUUUUAUCUAUGUAUUUUGGAGUUUUUUAGUAUUUAAAAUUGGAUUAAUGUCUGUAUAAUGAUGUAAAAGCUUCAUAUGCAAGUGGUCUUAAUGAAUAGGUAUUACUAUUGUGCCUUUUUUUGUGGCUGUAAACUUGCAAAUUCCUAUUGUCUAAAUCUGUAUUCAGUGGACACUUUAAAGUAGAUUUGAAUGUUUUACCAGAUAAUGUAAAUCUCUCUCCUGUCCUUGAUAUGUCAAAUAGAAGGUUCAAAUCAGUACUUAUAGAUUUUCUCUCCACUUAGAAUUUGGCUACUGUGUUAUAUUUUUGGAAACAUAUACUUAACAAUUUAAACAGUGCAAAUACAUUUAUUUAUUUAACUGGAUUAAAUGAAUAUAUUUUGACAAAGGCAUUUGAAAAAAUGAAAGAUUUGGAUGCCCCCAGCAGGUUAAACUUGAUAAAUGAAUCCAAUUUACUAUUCAGCUUUCUGAAGUUUAAGUAUUUUUUUCAUAAAUUUUUAUUUAUUCCUUUGUCUGCAUUUUCAGAUUUAGUUUAGAUUAUUUAUAUUUAGGUAGAUCUGCACAAAACAAUUUUAUUUUAUUUUUUUUCCUGAUAUUUACUAAAGCAGUAGUUUUUAAUAAGAAUUUUUAUAUUGUGCACUAAAAACUGUGAUAAUUUUAACAAUUUUAUUUUAUUGUGGAGAAUUUUUUUAUUAUUUUGUUUAGAAUCAGUAUUUUAUACACCAUAUAUAUUGUUAGUGAAUAAAAAUGUGCUAUCACCCAUUCGUACUUGUUCUUU
This is a messenger RNA of Mytilus californianus (California mussel), 8584 nucleotides long. RefSeq names its product epithelial cell-transforming sequence 2 oncogene-like. Gene Ontology annotation, molecular function: protein binding; guanyl-nucleotide exchange factor activity. The transcript is spliced from 25 exons. Bases 94 to 3576 code for a protein of 1160 amino acids. The record is from RefSeq and is a predicted model, not a curated record. Lineage: Eukaryota; Metazoa; Mollusca; Bivalvia; Mytilida; Mytilidae.